Molecule: messenger RNA, 18006 nt
Organism: Coregonus sp. 'balchen'
Lineage: Eukaryota; Metazoa; Chordata; Actinopteri; Salmoniformes; Salmonidae
Source: the annotation of a GenBank genome assembly
GUCACGACUUCAGUGCAAACGCGUCCUUUUAAGGAGAGCUCUAAACUUGGAUCAUAUCACCAUGGGAGCUAUUUGUAUUGCAAGGGACUUUUGUUUGUUUUUGCUCUUGUUAAAUACUCGCCAAAGCGCUGCUCUUCUAGAGAACCCAGGUACGUUUUCUGAGUUUCAAAGAGGCUGUUUUUACGCACGCUUUAUAAGAGUGUUUGCGCUCAUGUUGUUGUUGUUUUCAAAGGAUGUAUAAUUUCCAACUACUUCGCAGACUUAAUUUUGUUUUACAUUAUUAUAGUUUGCCCACUCAGUAUGGGCUUCAAUUGUAGAUAUUGGAACUUGAUGAAUCUCUUUUGUUAGUUUGCUUUUUUAAUGAAGUCCUAAGAAGUUUUAAUCUACCUACUAACUUGUUUUCUGAUAAAAGGAAUAACAAAUGUACCAAUGAUAAGGAAUGGGUCCUGACUUUUAUUUUUUCUUCAUUUGAACACUUGGGAAUAAUGGAUCAGGGUCAAUGGGAUCAAUGUUUUGUUAACUUUAGUACUCAGAACCUGGUGAAUUAGACUUUUACCUAUUUAACUGAAAUUAUUCAGUGUUGAAUUGAAUAUCGGGGAUUUAAUGAGGAGCACAUUCAUCCCAGAAUCCUAAUGUACUUGACUAAAAUACAGAUUUUUGAGUUUCAUAACGAAAUGUUGUUCUGUUAACAUUUUAUGCCAUAAUGUGUAUUUCAAAUCCAGAUCCAUGCGCAGAAGGAAGUGAUGAUGGCUGUCACAUUGAUGCUAUUUGUCAGAAUACCCAAGCCUCUUACAAGUGCACGUGUAAAGCAGGCUUUAAAGGCGACGGUAAACAUUGUGAAGGUAAUUAUCUCCUCUGUAAUUCAUUGUUCCUUUCAUCACUCAUGUUUGUAUUCGGAUCAUAUGAGACACAUUUGAAUUCUUUGGACUAAGAGCUCCAUGGAUUACCAAUACAAGUUUCAAUGACAUUUGGAUUAUAUAUCAUAAACCUUGGCAUAAUGCAUGGAUUUGUAUUUAAAUUAUGUGGCCCAUCAUUUGAAAGGACCCUUUUCCACUAAAUGCUCAAAUGGCAAACAUUCAUCAAUCUUGACUUGACUCCCUUUUCUUAGACAUUGAUGAAUGCGAUAUCGAGUACAAUGGUGGCUGUGUACACGAAUGUAACAACAUACCAGGCAAUUAUCGUUGCACUUGCCAUGAUGGAUUCAAUUUAGCGCACGAAGGACAUAAUUGUCUAGGUAAGAAACAUUUCAAGCUAUAAGGUAAACAACAUUUGAUGUAUUGAGUGUCUGACAAUCAUUUAGCAGAUGUAACUUUAGGCCUAUACAGUGAAUUAGGAUGGCAUUAAAAGUGUAUGAUAUCAAUAGGGAAUUGGUUUAUAUUGUGCUAAGGCCAUUGAACAAUGUGUGACAGCCAGGUAAAUAGAGAUUUGAUGUAAUAUUUCUUGAUAGUUUUUCAUGAAGACUUAGCCUAGAAAUUCAUUAACAUUCAUCCAGUUAUUUCAUUGUUCUGAGAAGUCAUGUCCUGGCUCUCCCUGCAGAUGUGGAUGAGUGUGUGUUCAACAAUGGAGGGUGCCAGUAUACAUGUGUCAACACCAUGGGAAGUUAUGAGUGCCGCUGCAAAGAGGGCUUCUUCCUCAGUGACAACCAGCACACAUGUAUCCACCGCUCUGUGGGUGAGUACCCCUGGAAUACCUGCCCUGUGAUGGCUUCCAACUCUCCUUCCCACCUUCAAAUGUGUGUAUGUGUGUGUAUGUGUGUGUGUCUGUGUGUCUGUCUGUGUGUGAAUGCGUGAGUGUGUGUGUGCACGCAUGUCUGUUGUGUCUCGGUCCAUCCAUGUUUCUGUAUGUUUGUGUCUCAGUCUAUGUGUGUUUGUGUGUGUGCGUCCCUAUGUGUGUGUGUAUGUGUGUGUGUGUUAUGGUAGGCUACUAAGCCGUGUCAGGGGCACAGCAGAGAAUUAUGGAGCUAAUUCUCGAAUGUUCACAUACAAGAGUGUGAUUGACAGCACAAUGAGGGAUGACAGCUGUUAAGUCGGGUCCCCUCUCUGUGGCAUUAUCUAGAGCAGUCGGGGUUCCAAAGGGCCCAUGCUGUGGGAAAAAGAGCCCUGUGUCCCAGAGAACAAAACAAGUUAAUAACUGCAACACUUGGGCUUUUGUGGCCUGUGUCUUACAUUAGAAUAAAGCUCCCUUUUAUGUGUCGGUAGCUUCUUAGCCACAGGUGUUUUUUUAUUCUCACUAAAUGGAAUGAAGAGAUGCAAAAGCUUUUCACUACAUUGGGUUUCCCUUGGAAAAGUUGCUAAAUCCUACCAGCACAUCCACUCAGCCGUUGCAGCAUAAGUUUAAAGAAGCUGCUCUCUCUACGGUGACCUGGGAGAAGGCCAAUGAUGGUAUUAGGUUAGAAGAUAAUAAUAUGAUUCUGACUCCCAUACGCACUGAGUGUACAAAACAUUAUGGACACCUGCUCUUUCCAUGACAUAUACUGACCAGGUGAAUCCAGGUGAAAGCUAUGAUCCCUUAUUGAUGUCACUUGUUAAAUCCAGUUCAAUCAGUGUAGAUGAAGGGGAGGAGACAGGUUAAAUGAAGGAUUUUUAAGCCUUGAGACAUUUUAGACAUUGUGUAUGUGUGCCAUUCAGAGGGUGAAUGGGCAAGACAAAAUAUUUAAGCCGACUUGACACAACUGUGGGAAGCAUUGGGGUCAACAUGGGCCAGCAUCCCUGUGGAACGCUUUCAAUACCUUGUAGAGCCCAUGCACCAACGAAUUGAAGCUGUUCUGAGGGCAAAAGGGGGGUCCACUGCACAUUUGAUGGGUCCACUGCACUUGCAUGUCAGCUGAAUGCAUCAGCCCUCUCUAGGAAGUGGUAUUGUUGGUCCAUGGGUUGUGGCAGAUUUCUAGUCAGGGGGCUUCAAUAAUCUAUCUUGAGACAUCAUUGAUGUUGCGCAGUGUGAGUUGUUUUGCCUCUGUAUUUCAUUACGAAGUACUAUAUGUAACAACAUGUGAAUACAAUGUUGUUAGUAGUGUAAUUACAGUGUUAUUACACAGGUAUAGGAGCAACCUAAUGUAAAGUGUUACCUCUCUUUCCCAGAGGGCCUUAGCUGUAUGAAUAAGGAGCAUGGCUGUGCUCACAUCUGCAAGGAGACACCCAAGGGAGGAGUGGCCUGCGAGUGCCGCCCAGGAUUCGAGCUGGCCAGGAACCAAAGAGGCUGCAUCUGUAUGUGUGAAGUUUUGUGAUUGAACGUAUAGCCAGGUCAACCAAGAGUCUUGUUUAGAUAACACAUCAGUUGAACUUUGGAAAUUGACCCAAGUUUUGUGUCAUUGGCAUAGUGACCUGUAACCAUGGUAACGGGGGCUGCCAGCACACCUGCGAGGACAUGGAGCAGGGGCCCAUCUGCAGGUGUCAUGUGAGGUACACCCUGCACCCUGAUGGCAGGUCCUGUGUAGGUAAGAGAUGACCAACCACAAACCACAUCCAGGCCUACUUACAUACCUGGUACUUACCUGUAAGCAUCUCUACGUAUGGCAAACCAGUUUACUUAGUCAACAUCGGUGAAAUGGACUGAAUCCUUCUAGAUAUUUCCAUCUGUACACUUCUUCAUUCUCCUCCUUUUUGUUACUCUCCCCCACUGAAACGCACCUGUUUAAAUGAUCACAUCUUGAGCCUGUGGAUGAAAUGGCAAUCCUUUUGAGGAGCUUGCCAGCUCUCCUGAUAGCCAGUGUGUAUUUCUUCCAUUUGCACACCGUGGAUAUGAUAAGCAUCAGCCAUCAGAUAGGAAGGAGACGUACAGUAGUAUCUGUUCCUCCCGCGGCGCUGCUGUGUGUGUGGGGUCCUGGAUUAUCACUGAGUUGUCUCCAUCUCCAUCUCACAGUUCCAUCUCCUGUCUUAUCUGCCACACGCAUAGACAGCCACACUGCAUGCCUUAGGUGUAAACAUGCUACUUGUUACAGAGAGGAACACAGAAGAACAUCCAGGGGAGGUAGACUACACUUACAGCGCGCCAAGGCAUGCACUGUGCAGUUCAGCUACUGUGCAUCAGCAGACAGAACAGAACAGGAGGCAACUUAGUGCAAACCAUUUUCUUAAAUGUUGACUUAUGUUUAUUUUAGUUAGGCUAAAACACUGUGUAUGUAUCUAUGUGUAUUCUGUUGGUUAGGUUACUGACUGUUACUCACGUCACCCACUGUCUGUGUUACAGAGCGGGAUGAGACAACUACUGAGAGCUCUGAUCACAACGCCAUGUCCUUCACUGAGGUUGACAAACGUGUCAAGCGCAGACUGCUCAUGGGUAAAAAUUGUAUAAUUGCACAAUUUCCACUGUUAUUACCCAUUGUUACCUAUACAGCCUAAAAUAACAAAACCAAACAGACUCAGCUACUGACUGAGAGGAUUCUGUCAGUUGGACUAUUUGAAUGACUAGUUACCAUGGGUUACGCCGCCAGGAAUCAGCCAGAGGUGUUUUUCAAAGGGGAGAAGAGCAAGGCCCAGUAAACUAAGGCAUUCCACAGGCUUUAGAGCAAACUGUGAAAUGACUAUGGACCCUUACUUUCUCACCACCCAAUUCCUCCCCUGAAAAAUAUGCUUUUGUGACAGUGUGGUACAUUUCACAUGUUUUCCUUCCGUUUAGGAUGGGGAUGGCGUUGGGUUGCCCAAUGUAUAGCACUGUCAGUCAUGGUGUGCUGAGUCAAUGUUCACACCUAGUAAAACACUGUAUUGACUGUAUGUAUGUGACUGGGUUGCUAGCUCAGUGUCUAUGACUACUGCUGUUGUCUACUCAAUGUCUGUUGGUAGGGUUAAAAACCAGACUUUGGCAAUAGCACAAUAACGACAGUACAUUAUGUAUAGGCAUUUUUAUAACACUUUAUUCAGUACAGUACACAACAGGAGCAUGUUGACAUUGAAUCUAUUCACGUUGGCCUUUCAGAGAACUGUGCCGUGAAUAACGGGGGGUGUGACUCCACCUGUAAGGACACAUCCACAGGCGUACGCUGCAGCUGCCCUGUGGGCUUCACUCUGCAGCCUGACGGGAAGACGUGCAAAGGUCAGACCAGCCGUCCACCAAGAAUCUCAACUCCAUCUCUAUGGCCUGCCUCCAAAAUGGCACCCUAUUCCCUAUUUAGUGCACUACUUUUGACCUGGGCCCAUAGGGCUCUGGUCAAAAGUAAUGCACUUUAUAGGGAAUAGGUGCCAUUUUGGAGGCAGGCCAUCUUUAUCUCCAUCUCUUAUUAUUCAGGUCAAUGUACUUUUAUUUAACAAGCUUCACAUCUCCCCUCCAUAGGUAUUUGGACAGUGAAGCUAACAUUUUUCAUUUGGCUCUACACUCCAGUAUUUUGGAUUUGAUCAAAUGUUUCAUAUGAGGCUACAGUACAGAAUGUCACCUUUUAUUUUAGAGUAUUUUCAUACAUAUCUGUUUUACCGUUUAAAAAUGAAAACACUUUAUGUAUCAAGUUCCCCCCCUUGUGAAGAAUUCAUAAGUAUUUGGACAAAUUCACUUAUAGUGUAUAAAAGUAGUCAAAAGUUUAGUAUUUGGUCCCAUAUUCCUUGCACGCAAUGACUAUAUCAAGCUUGUGACUUUACAAACUCAUUGGAUGCAUUUGCAGUUUUUUUUGGUUGUGUUUUGGGUUAUGUUUUGCCCAACAGGAACUGAAUGGUUAAAUGAUGACUGGAGUAAUUUUCUUUCUAAGUGAGUAGAUAAGAUGUUUCUGAAUAAUUCUAAAUUAAUCCUGAUAAUGCCAUGAUUAAGAAAGAUCAUGAAAGAAUCAUAAAUAAUGAUGAGUGAGAUCAUUGUUUCUGCCUCUGUAACCUUCUCACUCAUCAUUAUUCAAGAAUCAUCCAGAAUCAUCGUAGCGUCCACAUGAAUGUAGAAGUGUUCAGAAACGUAUUCUAUUCUUACUUACAAUAAAAGUGACUCCAAAAUGGCACAAGACAUUAUUCACCAUUCAGUUCCUAUUGGGCAAAACAUAACCCAAAACACAACCUAAACAAACCGCAAUGCUUGAUGUAGUUUUUGCUUGCAAGGAUAAUGGGACCAAGUGCUAACCUUUUGACAACUUUAAUACACUAAAAGUGAUAUACUUAUGACUUCUUUAAAUGGGGGGACUAGAUACAUAAAGUGCUUUCAUUCUAAACAGCAAAACAGAAAUGUAUCGAAAUACCCUCAAAUAAAAGCUGACAUUAUGUACAGUUUCAUAAGUAUAGAGACACAUUAAAAAAAAUUGCUUCACUGUCCAAAUACAUAUGGAGGGGAGUGUAUGUCUGUCUGAAUAAUAACUGUUUUAUCAUUUGCCUUUCACAGACAUUAAUGAGUGUGAGCUACACAACGGUGGUUGCGACCACUUCUGCAGGAACACCAUCGGCAGCUUUGAGUGCAACUGCUGGAAGGGCUUCAAGCUGCUUACUGACGAGCACUCCUGCCAGGGUAGGCCUCUUCUCUUCACUCUCCUGCCUGUCUGCCCUACAUCUGGGGAAGGGGCUGAGACAGCACACUAUACUGGGCUGUUGUUCUGUGUAGGUGUGCUGGUGGAAGAUAAGACAGAGGGUGGGAGGCUGAACGGUUUGCCAGUAUCGACUUGCAGGAUUCCUCUGAAGAUCCUUAACAUGUGCUAGUAUAAAGCUUAACGUUUACUACAAACUGAUUUCUUCCCUCUGAUACAACGCGUCAUUAAGACGUUGCUGUCUCUAUCAUUAACUAUCAAAAGACAAUGCCACAUUUCAUCACGUAGUGAGACCAUGCUGUACCAUGUAAAACCCCAAUAUCUACUACCUUAAAUUGAAAAAGAAUAUCCCUCUGCUUUUGAUUACAGAUAUAGACGAGUGUUAUUUCGAAAGGACAUGUGGUCACACGUGUGUGAACUCCCCUGGUGGUUUUGAGUGUGUUUGCAACAAAGGGUACACCCUGUAUGGACUGGCCCACUGUGGAGGUAAGACUAUACGAUGAAUGCUUAUGGGGCAUUAUACUUAUGGUAUGGGGAAAGGGCUUUGACACCAUUCUGAAUAGUUCAUGUUGGUGUUUUCUAUAAGACUAAUGUGUAUAGGGUAUUAUGCUUAUGGUGAAAAAGCUUUGGUACCAUCUAUACCAUUUCACACCAUUCUGAAUAGUUCAUGUUGGUGUUUUUAGUAGUUUUUUGCUGAAAAAAGGAUGGAUGCUUUAUGAAUGAAGUGAGGUGAGAGAUGCUGCUAAUAACAUAUGGAUGUUUUCCCUGCUUUCUUCUCAGACAUAAAUGAGUGCAGUGUGAACAAUGGAGGUUGUGAGCAGGGUUGUGAGAACACCAUGGGUGGGUUUGAGUGCCACUGCCACCCUGGCGAUAAGCUACACUGGAACAAAAAGGAUUGUAUCGGUAAGACAGUGCCCCUUCAGGCCUGGGGGGGCUCUAGAAGGUUUAGGGUGUGUGCCGUGCACGGUUUGGUGUGUGUGCUCCCUGAGUUGUCCUUUGGGGAGUGUUUGACAUCAAAUCAGUGGUUGUAUCACAUGUAUGUUUUGAAACUUUUGGGGACUAAAAACAGGAGAUACUUUGAGUUAUUUUCUUCUCUUUCUCUUUACUGCUCUGUGUCUUUCUCUCUGGUCUUUUGUUUAAAACCUAGGACAAAAACAGAAAAAAGGCAAUUGCUGUUGUUCCCAUUGUCUUCUUGUCUCCUUGGAUAGGUUUCACUCUGUUCCCACAACUUCUCACAACUUCUAUGUCUGUCUGUCUGUCUGUCUGUCUACCACGGUCCAAGUCUGCUCUUUACCUUUGAGUUUGUUAUGCUUUCCAUCUAGAGGCAGAGGGUUUCCCAGCAACAAAGCCCCCCUCUAAACCGACCUUGAACUGUAGCAGGCAGGAGGGAGGUGACCGCUGCUACCUGACCUGCCAGUCCCAGGUCCAUAUCACCAGUGGUGAGUUAUCAGUUACUACUACUACUAUCAGACUGCAUCCCAAAUGGAACCCUAUUCCCUUCAUAGUACACAACUUUUGACCAGGGCCCACAGGGCUCUGGUCAAGGGUAGUGCCCUAUACAGGGAAUAGGGAACCAUUUGGGACACAUAUUUAGUUACUACUACUAUCAGUCUGCAGAGCAGCGCAGCCUCAUGUUCCGGCACGCCGUCUGUUUGCUUUUGGCAGCCAGGCCUUUUGUGGCUCUGCCUUUUGUCUGUGGUGGCCUGUCUCAUGCCCCUGUGUGUGUUUACAGGGACGGAGGAUUCUUAUACAGUGACCUGUGGAAUGCCUCUGCCCUGCUUGGCUGGAGCACAAAGGAAUGGAAGUGGCUUGUAUUGCUUGGGCAAGUACACACCAUCACAGAUCUGCAUCAGCCUCUGUCACUUUAGCCUGACGUAAACAACCAGAAGCACAACAUAUAAAGGCAAAACAACUUCAUACCAAAUCAAGUCUUCAGUAUUUGCAUUUUGAUUUAUAGACAUAUGGAAGUCAAGGGAUUUUUCCUUUUGAUCAAAGGUUAACAAUGUGCUAUUAUUUCCUUUGUACCAUAGGACCAGAAAUGUCAAGUGUCCUGCGAAUUAAGACCACAGCCACUUUUAAGUCUGGCACAGGAAAGUGCAACUUGAAACGUAGUCAAGAGAGACUGAAGGAGAGCCUGAACGCAGCUCACUCAGGUACAGAGGUUUCUAACACAAGUCCAACAGCUCCUCAUUCGUUAAAACAAUGCAGAUUAACCAGGCACUGCCUACAUUUAAUGCAACAAACUUGAUAACAGGAACCAGACCUCGAGGCUGCUUAGAUUAAAGUAAACUGAGAAUGAGCCAAAUAUGAAAGAAAUACGUGGGGGUAAGUAGUGCGGUCUGAAAUGUUUUGAAUGUCUCAGCACUGCACAUUGUCUGGCAGUGACAGGGGAAAAUUUAAUUAGCCAUAGCAUGCCUUUCAGUUGGGCCCUACCCAGCCAUCAAUCAAACUGACUUCCGAUUGUUGGAUUAUUUUGUUUCUCCAAUGGGUUCCGGCAUUGUGCCAUCUCAAAGGACACAAUUGGUUCAAAUAAAACUUUUCCCAGUCUCCUCUCUUUAUCCCCUUGUCCAAAGGCAACAAAAAGAGCAGGGGGAAAAGAGUGCAUGUUCAACCGGAUACACAGAGAAGUCACUGCUUUUUAAAGAAUGAUUAGAAACAUCAGUACUUGAACACACAAAGGAUAUGAUCUCCUUCAAUUGAAGUGUUAUGACAUUGCAGUUAAGUUUUAAUCCUCACUCUACCUGCUACAGGUGGACAGUUAUAGACCAAUAUAGUUAUUCAGUAACAUGUGUGCUGUGUGUGUGUGUCUGUGUGCAUACAUGUGUGUGUUUGUCUCUGUGCAUGCAUGUGUGUGUGCGUGUCCAUGUCCUGUGUGGCUGGCCGUGUCCACAGACAGCAGGUCCCCCUUCACGGAGAACGUCCAGUUCAGCUAUGUGCGCUUGCGCUGCAGCUCGUCUGGCCACCGGAUGCGGAGCCGCCACGGCAGGAAGGCGGGUUACGAGGAGGAGGUCUCCUCCAUCACGGCUGAGUUUGAGUUGGAUGUGAACCUAGAGGAGGUAACAGGUUGGUCUCUCUGCCCUGCCCUGCUGUAACCCCAGUCCUCUGGCUGACACUCUGCUUUCUGUUUCUCUCUCUGCUCUUGCUUUUCGUCACUAAACAAGCCAAACAUGUUAAAGUAUCUCCUGUUUUGACGUGGCGUUUUGAGGUGGUGGGAUCUUUGGGGAAGGUGUAGGUUUUGGAGGUUUCCUUUGUAUACUGAGGGAGCAAGUGGUUGAUCAAUUUGCCUGGUGUCUGUGUGUUGGAAUUGAUAUUUUAGUACCGGUAUGUGUGUGUGGUUUUGUUUGCGUGUGUAUUGUGGUCUCAUUGCGUUGCGAGGACCGUUUUGGUAUCUGGUGUUUCUCUCAGCAGAGAACUGUGACCUAGGCUGUGUGCGUCGACGCUCAGAGAAGAGGCUGAGGAAGACCAUCCGUACCCUGAGGAAGUCCAUCCACCGGGAGCAGUUCCACCUACACUUCGCUGGCUCUAACUACGAGCUGGCCAAGAGGCUGGCCCGGCCGGUGGACCUGCCGGAACACUGUGGGAAAGGACAGGUGCUGGUGGACAGGAAGUGUGGUGAGUGAGCAUCUUGAGUGUUCUGAGUAUCAUAAGAUAUAGGUAUAAGUGUAUCUAUAAGAUGAGUAUCAUGUUGAACAUCUACCUGUAUCUGUUUCUGCCUGUAUCUGAGCCACCACUGGGGCCUAGCACAGGCCAGAGCCUAGCCCUGGCUCCCACACAGAGUAGCUCAAAGUCAUGUCUUAAGAGUCAUUGAAAUUGGCCAUGCCAGCGAGAUAUAUUUAGACAAGUUGGUUUAAUGAUUGGAUUUGGAGCAGGUGUUGGCCAGAUGACUGCCAUAUUUGGGUGCAGAUAUGCUGUAAUGAGCUGGUAUGGGGAGCGCUUGCUCGGCUCGCACGGAGAACAGAGAGGCUGUUGUUGGCUUGCUCGCAGGGUGAGGAGAUCUUCCAGCAUCUCCCUGGGAUAAAGUGCAACAGAAGGUGUGAUGGCUGCCGCUAGCUUUUGCUGUUGUUGCCGCUGGUCCUAUUUAGUUUUACAGCCAUAAUGGAGGAAAAGUCCAUUAGCUUUAAUGGCACCCUGUCAACAUCAGCGGUGGAAAGGAGGCUGGCAUGUGUUUUCUCUGGCAGAGGGGAGGGGAGCAGAGAGCUGCGUGCCCCCAGUUCAGGGCCUCACAGUAAGCAUAGUAAGCCCACUGCCUGCUGCUGCGCUCUGCUUGUCUGUCUCAAUGUGGUCAGUAGAAGGGGGUCAGUUUUCUGUCCACCGUUAACUCUGUAAUGAUUGGUAUUCUACCUCUAGAGCCCCUGUCUUAACCUGAUCCAAGCCAUCUAUUUAAGAGGUCUGAAGACUAUUGUAGACAACCUCUCAAAGCUGUUCUAGCCUGCCUCUGUCUUGAUCCAGAGCUCUCCUCUCUUACUCCCCACCCUUAUUGAGGUUGAGUGGGUGAGGAUGGAGGGGGUUUUGUGGGGGAAGGAUGGAGGGGGUUGAGUGGGGGAAGGAUGGAGGGGGUUGAGUGGGGGAAGGAUGGUGUUUGAUCCAUUCUGGUUCUUAGAGCUUUUUAAGAAUAAAGACUGCCCAUAGCUGGUUAAAUGUAUUGAUUUUCAUACAAGAGGGAAAAAUCAUGAAACUUAAUCAUUUUUGGCGGAAAUAGUCUAAUUGUUUUACAAACCAAGCAUCUCUUAAUCUAAUUUAAAAUAAAUGUAAUCCUUAAUCCAAGGUAUCCCCAGCAAAGCGGACUCUCGCUGGUGUCUGUUUCUUUCUGCCUCCAAAUAACAGUAGACUAACAUGUUGUGCUGGAUUCAAAUGACCCUUAGCUGUUGUUUUUGCUUUGUAGCUUGUUGUUUUUGUGUUUUAUAUGAGCUACUUACCUCAUAAGUAAGUCGUAAGUCUUAAAACUAAAAGAACCCAAAAGAGUAAAGUUGCCAAUGUGUAGGCAGUGGUGUAGACAUGUAAUUUGGAAGGGGGGCUGAAUGGAAGCCGUAACCCCCUGCUCUAUAAAGGAGCUAUAUUUUUCCCUCCACCCCUGGCUUAGCUCACUGAGUGCAGUUUAAACCUUUCAGUUUGCCCACUCCAUUGUAAAUACCAUUGGGGCUCGUUGUCACUGCUUCAGUGGGAAGAGAAAUCCUCCACAACAACAUGGCCUCAGCCUCACUAGUACUGAGAGAAAAGCAAUGCCUUCUUAUUCCUCACUCUUCAAAUAUCUAGCACUCUUUCUCUCAAACCAAAUUGCGAACGUUAUGAAUUCAUGAUAUAGUACACGGCAGUAUUCCAAUAAACCAACCGGUGAAAUAUCCCAUAUGUGUGAUCAGAGUUUUUUUCAUUCUAAAUAAUUCAUGAUUGAUCAACAACAACAUUUGCAUUUCCUUAUGCCUCAACCCAGUAUAAGAAUCAGCUGUAUGUUGGAUUUUAGUUUCAGACCACUUAAUGAGGCAGAAUUACUGUAUUACUAUGAAAAACAACAAUAGCCAACAGCAAAACGUGCCAGUAUGUAGUAUCUGAAACCCUGUGUACAAAUAUUCUCCUGAUCUCUUUUACGUACAAUUGUGCAUGUUCGUUUUAAGAUGGGAGAUGAUUAGGAAGUGCUGUUGAUUCAAGCUGUGAGUUUGAGUGCUAUAUCCCCCCUCAGUCAGGGCCACUCUGCAUGACCCCAGCCACUAAACUGCUGCGGAGAAUUGACUUCAGCGACACCAUGGGAAUUAAUUAGCAUCAGCUGUUUGGGCCUCUGCUUGAUAGGCGCAAGAAGUGACUGGGGUAGGCAGAAUGGGGGGAUUCAGAACCCUGACCCCUUUUAUUGGGUUCAGCUCCUUACCAUUGUGACACCAUAGUGUUUGCCUAUGUCAUCAAAUACUUGAAUAGAGGUGAAAGGUCUUUUAAACCUCUUUGGGGCCAUCAAUUCGAGGACUCUAUAGAAUUGCCUCUGCAUUUGAAAGGCUUCAAGGUUUUUUCCCUCUCUCUCUCUUCUCUUCUCUCGCUCUCUCCAUCAUAUAAAAGCUGGUGGAGACAAUGCGACAGUGGCUCCUCAUGGUCAUUCAGGAUAGACAAAAGGCAGAAAAAAUGAACUGCUCUUGAGAGAAUUACAUUUUCUUUCUUUUAAGGAAAAUCAAGUUGCUGAGGCACAUAUAAUGGAUGUGCGUUAAAGCCUUUGUGUGUUCCUCAUUAACUCAUUAUGGCUGGUUCUCUCCUGAAAAGCUCUUCUUACUUAGAUUUUCCUGAGGGAUAUUUUUUAAUGAAAAUGCAAAAUGAUUUCACUUCACUGCUCUCUGUUCGGAGAGAUGAUUAGAUAUCAUUUCCCCCUUUAAGAAGUUCUUGACAUCACCAGACACACACAAUAAUUCAAACAUGAAUUAGAGACGUUGUUCUACAAAGUAAAACAUGAAAAAGGGGGGAAAUUAAAGCUGAUGGUGUGCAUCCCUAUAAUCAGGCUUUGCACGCUCUUGUGAGAUAAGAGACAAACACUCCUUUUGACUGGCUCUGUGUGUGCUUUGGUAGAGGUGAGGGUGCUUAGGAUGGUAUGUAGAGUUCUUUCCCCAAUGCACACCGGUGUUAUGUGAAGUGUAAGAACUUAAUAAUAAUAUGCCAUUGAGCAGACGCUUUUAUCCAAAGCGACUUACAGUCAUGCGUGCAUAAUUAUUAUUUUUUGUGUAUGGGUGGUCCCGGGGAUCGAACCCACUACCCUGGCGUUACAAGCACCGUGCUCUACCAGCUGAGCUACAGAGGACCGUACCAAACUUGUUUGAUGUGGGACACAAAUGCAUCUGGGGAGCAGCUCAGUGCUCUUAUGUCUGAAUUUUUGCAUAGCUCCAUCAGGUCGAUUUGCAAUGCCUUUUUAACAGCUUAACACUGGGCCUCUUGUGGUAGGCUUGAAUGCCAGUGUGUGUGUGUGUGUGUGUGUGUGUGUGUGUGUGUGUGUGUGUGUGUGUGUGUGUGUGUGUGUGUGUGUGUGUGUGUGUGUGUGUGUGUGUGUGUGUGUGUGUGUGUGUGUAACAUCCCUCUUAUCUAGCCCCUUCUGCCUCAUUCCUCUACCUUUUUGCUAGUGAGCUGCACUGUUGGAACGUACUAUGACAGGGAUCAGGGAAGGUGUGUUCUGUGUCCAGCUGGAAUGUACCAAGAUGAAGAGGGGCAGACGUCUUGCGAGGUCUGCCCAGGGCCAGAGGUGAGAGGAAGCCCCAGGUCGGUUGGGGCGCGGAAUAUCUCUGAGUGUGGAGGUAAGGCUCAAGAGUUGAGGAUAUGAGUAAGCAUGUAUCUCCUAACUGUGUACAAGACAGGAGACGUGAGUCACCUUGGAUACUUACUUACUCAACCAUCAUAAUCAUAAAGAUAACUGCGGCAAAAUACACUGAACUCCAUCAAAGACCCUGGAAUAGCUUUCCCUCAUGGUUUGAUCUUUUUAAAAAAGUGAUCUUUAAACUAGUCUCCCAGUCAGAAUCACAUCCUGUUAUGAGUAUAUAUGAAAUACACAGGAAGGAGCGAUACCCUGAUAAAAAAUCUCCCCGCAGGCAGAUGUUGUGCUUUGUAUAAAGCCGUGUAAGCCUCAGAACGUUCAAGCCCUGUUUGAAUUAAACAGCCACACCCGGCCCCUGCCCACUCCUGAAUAAAGAGAAGAAGGAUCCACCAUGUUUUCACCUCCCCAAACACUGUUAUCACAGCCAGUUUGUGGCUAAGCCACAGAUCCCAUCUCCUGCUUUCCCCACCAAUAGACUAAACAAAAAAGAGCUAUGGGGAGAGACAGUUUGUUAAAGUCAGUCAGGAGAUAUGAGAGAGGUUGUUCCCUGGUAGAUAAUGGCCUUGCAUUACAUCACUCCACUGACAUCUGCUCUCCUGGCCUUUGUCUUAUUGUGGUAGAGUGCUCUUUCUUUAAGUCGCUCUGGAUAAGAACGUCUGUCUGCUAAAUGACCACAUGUACGAUGGGAAUGUUGCUUUGAGCAGACUGAGUGGUACAAGUAUCCCUCUGACCAGUCCAGUGUUGUUGUGUUCCCAGGUCAAUGUCCCCCUGGUCAGUUCUCCCAUGAUGGCUUCAUCCCUUGCCUGCCCUGUCCCCUGGGUACCUACCAGCCAGAGGUGGGGCGCACUUCCUGUUUCCACUGUGGAGGAAACCUGGUCACCAAACACAAUGGUGCCGUGUCCUUCCAGGAGUGUGAGACCAAAGGUGAGCGGUCAGCUUAUCCAUCCCAUUUAGUUAUGCAUGUAAAGUCUGGGUGUACGUCCCAAAUGACACCCUAUUCCCUACAUAGUUCAUUACUUUUGACCAGAACCCUAUGGAUCCUGGUCAAAAGUAGUGUCUUUAAGGGAAUUCCCCUGCAGUUUCUGUUUUAUGGAAAUAUACUACAUUGGUUUAUGUUGGUGUAUGUUGGUGUUUGAGAGGUGCUAAACCGUGGUACCACUCCAUUCUGCUCGUGUAGUCCAGUGUUCACCGGGACAUUACUACAACACCAGCACACACCGCUGUAUCCGUUGUCCCAUGGGGACGUAUCAGGUGGAGUUUGGUCAGAAUUACUGCAUCUCCUGCCCAGGGAAUACCACCACCGACUUUGACGGCUCCACCAACAUCAUGCAGUGCAAAAGUAUGUAUGUUCAGACAAGAGAAGUAUGUGUGUGUGUGUACAUUUUUGCGUGCAUGUGUAUGUAUUUGUGUGUUCAUGGCUUCACAUUUUAAAUGUAUUUAAUGGCUAAAACUAAAACUACAUGCAGGUUUCUCUACUACUGUACUGUGCUCAAAUCAAUAUUGUUCCUGUCCUGCUUUGGGAUGCUACUGUAGAUAAUUAGCGUCGCAGCACCAAGGCAGCGUAAAAUAUUUGACACUAUCCUGUCACCUCACAGACAGACACUGUGGGGGAGAGCUGGGAGAUUUCACUGGCUACAUAGAGUCCCCCAACUACCCAGGGAACUACCCAGCCAACAUCGAGUGCACCUGGACCAUCAACCCACCACCCAAGCGCAGAAUCCUCAUUGUGGUCCCAGAGAUUUUCCUCCCCAUCGAGGAUGAGUGUGGAGACUACCUGGUCAUGAGGAAGAGCUGUGAGUGUUUGUGUUUUUGUUUAUGUGCGUGCGUGCGUGCAUGCGUCUGUCUGUCUGUCGGUCUGUGUGUGUUUGUGUGUGUGUGUGUGUCGUGUUGGAGGUUAGGGCUUGUUAGGUGACUGGGUGUUAUCAGGGUGCUACAGUAUUAAUGUGAUUUCACUGCAGGUGACCAGAUGUUGGUGAUGAAUGUCUUUAGAAUUAUAAGAGGGUGGCAGUGUUGGUAGGAGGUUCAGCAUAAUAGGAUAGCACCUCUCAGAGAUCAUGGGGUACUAUGGGCUUCUAAUAGACCAUUAGAUCAUGCCACAUUCAGAGUAAUGAAUGGUGCUAGUGUUUGAUUUGUCAUAAUGUGCCCAUUUCCUCAAUUCACAGCUCUCUCCAACUCUGUGACGACCUAUGAGACCUGCCAGACCUAUGAGCGGCCUAUUGCCUUCACCUCCCGCUCCAAGAGGCUGUGGAUACAGUUCAAAUCGAAUGAAGGGAACAGUGGGAAGGGCUUCCAAGUCCCUUAUGUGACCUACGAUGGUAAGAGACAUCCUUAUUGGUGGAAAUAUUGACAUGUUGCUUUAAAUUACACAUGCUUAAAUACAACAAUGGAUCAAGUGUCUGUGAAAUGUAAUUUUAUUUGGAAUUUUAAGUCUGGAUAGGUCUACGUAAUGCCACAAAUGUAUCACCUACUUCCAAUUGCACAAAUAAUAUAGAAAUAUACUCUUGGGUAUGUUUAUAUAUGAUAUAUGUUUCAGAGGACUACCAGGAACUCAUCGAAGAUAUAGUCAGAGAUGGAAGAUUAUAUGCCUCUGAAAAUCACCAAGAAAUUCUCAAGGUAAAGAUUUCAUGUAUUUCCUGUGGGAAAAAGCUUUUGUCUGCCAUAUACUACCCUCUUCUGGACACAAUAAGAAAUUCAGGAUGCAAACUUCACUUGAGCGCCAUCGUAAAAAUGUCAGAUGACUGUUGGCUCGGUCUCAGAUUGAAUUCUAAUCUGUACUAAUUUUUGGUUUACAUUCUUCUCAGGACAAGAAGCUUAUGAAGGCACUGUUUGAUGUAUUGGCCCACCCACAGAACUUCUUCAACUACACAGCACAGGAGUCAAGAGAAAUGUUCCCCAAAUCCUUCAUCCGAUUUCUACGUUCUAAGGUUUUAAGAUUCCUUCGCCCUUAAGAAGGCACUAUCAUCAAGUUACUUUGUGGAUAUCUCAGAAAAUGCAUAUACCAGUUACUCCCUGCAGCUGUUACGUAAUUCACUGACAAAUAGAAAAGUGUCCUUUAGUUAUCCUGUCUGUACAGAGACUGACUGAGGCUAGAGUUGACUAAGAGAGAUGGACUCGGACACUUUCCUCAAAUGGACUUCAAUUGGACGUUCUGGGAAUGGGUGGGUACUGGACUGUCAUGGCGCAGACAAGUGGCAGCUCCUGCAAUCACAUCUGGUCUACAUUCUAGAGCUAAAUGUUUUGUACUUCGAUACCACAUCUAUCUCUGAUACUUCCAUACACUCCUGUGUGAGCACUGUAACGUUUAGACAGACUGUCACUUCCUUUUCAACUUUCAGUCUCAGGAAUAAAGCUUGAAGUGGUAAGCUGAUUUGAUUCAAUUAAUGAAUGCUUCGAUUUGCAUACUGGUGUAACAACAACAUCUUGAAAAUAAUUAUGGUAAACGGAACUUUCACCAAUAGCGUAGAAAGCGGAUGAGACAAGACUCUUGAUCAGUCUCAGGAAUAAAGCUUGAAGUGGUAAGCUGAUUUGAUUAAAUUAAUGAAUGCUUCGAUUUGCAUACUGGUGUAACAACAACAUCUUGAAAAUAAUUAUGGUAAGAGUAGAAAGCGGAUGAGACAAGAUUCUUGAUCAUGUAUAAAAAUUUAACUGAGGUUUAUGCUAAAUGUCAACCACAUAGAUAGUGUAUAUUUAUAACAUUAAAUUCAUGUUUCACAUUUAGAUCAGAAUUGUUGACAGAAAUAUGCCUGAAUAUGAAUAAAGAAUAUAGCACAAAUGUGACCUUAUGGUGGGAACUUUAAAGCACUACAAGGAAUGUAGUGAUACCACAAAAGCAAUUAUCCUUAUGAAUGUUUUGUAUAUUGUGUAAAAAGUAUUAGAUGAAAAUGUUAACGUAUUGUAGUUAACUGCAUUCCUGACACUUGCGCAGUAUCGACACAUCCCCUCACAACCUGUAUUUUUGCUGCCUCAAAUUAAUGUUAUCGUUUUCCGCUGUCCUGAAAACAUGGUUUUACUUUAAGAAUUGCUAGACAGUGAAUACACCAUGCUACUGUGUUUUGAGUGAACAACAAAUGCCCAUGAAUCAAGACUAGCUCUUCACUAUGAUCAUUCAAACAGCUACCAAAGACUACUUUUCACUACUCAUAGAAGUGAGAUUAUUGAGUGGUGUGACUAGAAAUGUAGAGCAAUAUGAGGUGGAGCAAGUGAGAUUAUACAUUCCAGAUAUGGAAUGAGAGGUUUGUAUUCACUUAUGACUUAGCAAAGAAAUGUAUGUCUAUAUUUUUAUGUUUGUACAUAUAACAUGUUGUAAAUAAAGCAA